AUUUUCCUGUUCAGCAUAAUCCUCUGAAUACUAUGCUGAACGUUCAUGUAGAUUAUUCUCUUCACAGUGAACGGGUUCAGUAUAUUUACCAACGCUUUCACAAUUUACUGACUUCGAGAGCCAGACGAGGACUCUUGCGUUCAUUAUCAGUACCAAGUGCCAAUCAAAUUGAUUUUUCUUCAAACGACUAUCUUUGUCUUUCAAGAAGUGAGUUAUUUAUGGAAAGCAUAAAGAGGGAAUCUGCAAAAGAUAGUUUACAACGUGUGGGAAGCACUGGAUCGAGACUGUUGAGUGGUAAUUCGCAGUAUGCGGAAGACUUGGAGAGACUUAUUGCAGAUUUCCACUGCGCUGAAAGUGCUCUCUUAUUCAAUAGUGGCUUCACGUGUAAUUUGAGUAUUAUGGGAUACAUAGCGCAGGAAGAAGAUCUCAUCCUAGUAGAUCAGUUUGCACAUUCUUCAAUUCAUGAAGGCUGUAAAAUUUCACGAUCCAAAGUUCGCGUAUUUCCUCAUAACGAUAUUGAUGCCUUGAGAAACUUGCUCAAGGACAAAUCCAAUAUUGAACUUUUACAUGGCUCUAUUUUCAUUGUAGUGGAGAGUAUCUACUCGAUGGACGGUGAUUUUGCUCCAGUUGAAGAAUUGCUGGAAAUUUGUUUGGAGUUUGGAACUCAUCUUAUCGUGGAUGAGGCACACUCUGCUGGUGUAUAUGGUAAACGCGGAGAAGGAAUCGUACAAAUGAAAGGACUGCAUCAGCAUCCAUGUUUAUUCAUGAGAGUUGUAACUUUUGGAAAGGCUUUUGGAUGUCAUGGUGCUGCAGCACUUUGUCGUUCUAUAGUUCGUGAAUAUCUCAUUAACUAUGCAAGACCAUUAAUAUAUUCAACAUCUCUAUCUUAUCAUGGCUUAUGCUGUAUUCGUGCUGCUUAUUCAUUGAUGAACACUCCACAGUUAUUAGAGAGGCGACAAAAGCUAUUUGGCGUUAUUGAUUAUUUUCGUUCAACGACGUAUCCCUUAUUAGGAAAUAGACUUUUAGACCGUCCUGAAAGUCCUAUACAGGCAAUUUUGGUUCCUGGAAACAAAAAUUGCAUUUAUGUAGCGAAUCUUUUGCGACGGCAGAAUAUUUCAAUCUAUCCAAUAAGGAGUCCUACCGUUCCUAAAGGAGCGGAAAGAAUAAGGAUAACUUUACAUUCUGACAAUACAUGUGAAGAUAUAGACCUUUUAGUAAGACUAUUGGAAAGUUCGAUGUCCAAUUUUUAUAAGGCUAGGUACUAAUGUUGAUAGCUCGACUAACGUUUUUUUCAG
Galdieria sulphuraria is the source of this 1295-nucleotide messenger RNA. RefSeq names its product 8-amino-7-oxononanoate synthase. Gene Ontology annotation, molecular function: pyridoxal phosphate binding; transferase activity. The coding region runs from base 33 to 1265 and encodes 410 amino acids. Gene Ontology annotation, biological process: biosynthetic process. The transcript has a single exon. The record is from RefSeq and is a predicted model, not a curated record. Lineage: Eukaryota; Rhodophyta; Bangiophyceae; Galdieriales; Galdieriaceae.